Molecule: messenger RNA, 1077 nt
Organism: Angiostrongylus costaricensis
Lineage: Eukaryota; Metazoa; Nematoda; Chromadorea; Rhabditida; Metastrongylidae
Source: the annotation of a GenBank genome assembly
AUGCCUAGUUCCGGUUUCUGGUUUAUCUCUAACCUUGAUAUUAAUGAUUUUGACAUAUUUGUAGAUGAUACAUCUGAUAAGGAGUUCUUCGAGUCAAUCAACCCGAAGAGUGACUUUAACAACGAUGGCGACGCCUUAGAGACAUAUCUUUAUGAGAAAUCUCUCAAAGUUCAACCAAAGGAGGCGGACAGAAUUCCAGAUGUGAAACCCAAGCGAUCAUUGCACGUGCUGAAAUCACCGGGAAUAAAACCUCCUAAAUCAAAUCACUACUCCACAAGUCAUCAUCAUGCCGGCACCAGUUGCAGCACGCAAUCUUCGACGGCACCGAGUACACCGAGGCCGGACGGAGAAGGAUCGCGACCUACGCUUUUAACUCCACCUGAAGAUGGUGCACAUUUCUCGCUUAUAGACAUAACACCAGGACAACAUCCUAAGUUUUUUGGCGACGUACCAAGGCGAACAUACAAUAUAGGCCAAUUGCAACCACCUCCGUUAAUUCCACGUAAGGCGCAGAAAUCUGCAAUCGCUACUUCGCCGCUGGGUGCUCCUAGUGCUUCAUUACCGGCGCCACCGCUCCACCCUCGACGAACACUACCGAUGAAUUCGUCACCAUCUAAUCGAUCCCCAAAAACUCCGGUUCGAGCGUCAGACCAUGCACCGUCAGCGUUUGUUUUCCCAACAAUCGAAGCUCAAAAUUCGCCUCCACCAGCACUUCCACCACGCGUUACUGGUUUAGCGACGUCAACGACAGCAUCCGCCACGAUGUCGAACAAUGAACAACUUCGAGUACUGCCUGAUCGGGCAUUUGGUGAGUCUAGUUCACCAACAGUCUGCUUAUCGGUGCCAUUACCACCAGCCUUACCACCACGUCGUGGUACUGCAGCGCAGCAAACUCCACCACCACUGCCACCAAAAAUGUACUUUGAUCGUUUGUCGCGUACGACCGGCAGUCCGUCAUUACAACGCACGAGCGUAUCACCUUUAUCACCAGACACACCACCUCCGUUGCCGCCGAAGACAUACAAGAUACGUAAGCAGAACGACAGCCCGACGACUCUGACGACGCCAUCGUGUUGA